AUGAUGCCCACGACGAAUACCACCGUGGAACCCGACUUCAACCGCAUCGCCCCGCCGGGGGUCACAAUUCACGCCCAACACCUGUGGUUGUCGUCCUUUCGAGAUGGUCCGGAUGCCAUCCGUGAAGCCAUGGACGAGAUGAACGCUCAACUGGAACAGGGCGCUUGGUACCUUGCCCAAAGCAAGGUGGAAGUCGUCAGCAUGGUGGGCACGACCAACAGUUUUUAUCGGGACAGGGCUUGGAGCAACGAGAUGGAGCAGUUGAUGUCCACCGCGGCGGGAGGGCUUCCCGCAGUGGCAACCAGCCCGUCCGUGGUGCAGGCCCUCAAUUACUUCGGGGCCAAGAACAUCUCCGUCGCUACGCCAUAUCCCAAUUGGAGCAACGAACGGCUGAAGUCGUACUUCGAUUCCGCCGGUUUCAACGUGCUCAACGUGGAAGGAGAGCCUUGGGCGGCGCAGGCAGGGCCGCAGGGGAUGAACGACCAGGACCCUGAACUAAUCGUGGAGUUUGCUUCCGGGGUAUGCCGUGACGACGCCGACGCGUUGUUCUGCGCUUGCACGGGCUGGCGGGCUAUGGAGGCUGCCGCCGAUCUCGAGCAGCGUCUCGGCAAGCCAGUGGUGACGGCGGUCCAAGCCACCGCUUGGCGCGCUUUUCGCAAGGCCGGCAUCACUCAGUCAAUCAGCGGCUCCGGCAGCCUUCUGGAACGUAUGCCGCCAGUGGCGGAUUAA
Messenger RNA from Geodia barretti, 729 nucleotides. Lineage: Eukaryota; Metazoa; Porifera; Demospongiae; Tetractinellida; Geodiidae. The record is from the annotation of a GenBank genome assembly.